This is a messenger RNA of Neurospora tetraspora, 529 nucleotides long. RefSeq lists its product as uncharacterized. Lineage: Eukaryota; Fungi; Ascomycota; Sordariomycetes; Sordariales; Sordariaceae. The record is from RefSeq and is a predicted model, not a curated record. The coding region runs from base 184 to 483 and encodes 99 amino acids. The transcript has a single exon.
GAAUGUCGUCAGGUUUUGGUUUGGAAGCUCUGGUCAUGAACUAGUCUAGCUCACACACAUAAUCAUAGGCAUGCCCGGGUCCAGCAUUUCGUUCCCUAAUUCUUGCGUGUCUCGCGUGCUUAGUCGCCUUCGCCACCGCCGCUCCUUUUAUGAACAGAGACGGACACAGGAGACUAUGAGGAAAUGGGUACAUCAAGACAUGUCAGUUGUUCUCAACUUCGGUUCAUCAAGUCGUCCCUCCCACCUGCACUCCCCGUGGCCCAACUUGUUUGUUGGUGGCUCGCGGUUAACGGCCUUCCCAUUCGGAUCUGGUUCAGUGUAAAGGGAUUGCAGCACAUAAAUGAGGACAUCGAGACACUGGCCUUGUGGGCCAAGUUGGAGAUACACGCAUGGCUAGCAACCAAGUUGCAGGAAUACGGUGUGGCCGUUCGUAACAACACUUACCACGAUGCCUACAGCGAUGACGGGGGAAGACAGAAUUAACACUAGACACAUCCAAACGUGGACAUUGUCUUCAAUGUCCGAGCAU